This is a messenger RNA of Ornithorhynchus anatinus (platypus), 2948 nucleotides long. RefSeq names its product anaphase promoting complex subunit 2 (gene ANAPC2). NCBI's taxonomy places the organism in Eukaryota, Metazoa, Chordata, Mammalia, Monotremata, Ornithorhynchidae. Gene Ontology annotation, molecular function: ubiquitin protein ligase binding. Gene Ontology annotation, biological process: ubiquitin-dependent protein catabolic process. Bases 20 to 2455 code for a protein of 811 amino acids. Gene Ontology annotation, cellular component: anaphase-promoting complex. The transcript has 13 exons. The record is from RefSeq and is a predicted model, not a curated record.
AGGGAAAGGAAGGGAAAAGAUGGCGGCGGCCGCUGAGGCGGCAGGAGGAGGAGGAGGAGGCGGCCCGGGCUGCCGCGGUCCGGCCGGGGAGCUGUCGGCCGCCUGGGCCACCGUGAGCACCGGACUCGUGCCCCCCGCAGCGCUGGGCCUGGCGUCCCCCGGCCCCCGUGCGCGCCCAGAAGAGGAGGAGCUGCGGGCGGCGGUGGAGGUCCUCCGUCGCUACGACCUGCACUCGGUGCUGGAGGAGUGGUUCGCGGAGGUGUUGCAGACGGACCUGCAGGCCAGCAUCGCCCCGGCCUUCUGGGCCGCCGUCGGGCAGCACCGGCCCGGGCUCGGGGAGCCCCAGGCCGCCCUCCUCCUCCUGGGCGCCUUCGGGGGGCUCCGGGCCCGGCUGGACCCCUACCUGGUCAGCCUGAGCCUGCUGGAGCGCUGGACCCGGGCCGGCCUGCUCCCGGCCGGCGGCUCGCCGGGCCCGCGGGCCCGAGCCAACACCGUCAUCCGCGCCAUCCUCUUCUUCUCGCCCACCAAGACCUUCCGGGAGAUGAUCGGCCAGUUCUACGGCCGCGCCUUCAGGAUCUACAUGCACCGGCGGGUCGGGGAGGCCCGCGGGAGGGACCCCGGCCCCGAGUGCGGAGGCUGCGGGAGCCCCGGCCCGCUCUGCUGGUGCCCGCUGGCCCUGCAGCAGUUCCGCCAGCUCACCGAGAUCCUCCACAGGCUGGACCUGGUGGAGCGGGUCAGCGCCGACGCGGUCACCACCAUCCUGCAUCAGAUGCUGGAGGAGAGGAUGGAGCGGUGCUGCCGGGGGGAAUACGAGACGUCCUUCCUCAACGAGUUCCAAGAGUGGAUCGAGAAGGUGAUCGGCUGGCUGAGCCAGGUGUUCCUGCCCGAGGAGGCCGCGCGGGCCGGGGCCGGCCCCGCGCCCGCCUCCGAGGCGGGCGGCAGCCUCCGACGCUGGCGCUGCCACGUGCAGAGGUUCUUCUACCGCAUCUACGCCAGUCUGCGCAUCGAGGAGCUGUUCAGCAUCAUCCGCGAUUUUCCCGAGUCCAAGCCCGCGAUCGAGGAUCUGAAGUACUGCCUGGAAAGGACCAGUCAGAGGCAACAGCUGCUCAGCUCCCUCAAGACGGCUCUCGAGACCCGGCUCCUCCAUCCGGGGGUGAACACGUCAGACAUCAUCACCCUCUACAUCUCCGCCAUCAAAGCCCUGCGGGAGCUGGACCCGUCCAUGGUCAUCCUGGAGGUGGCCUGCGAGCCCAUCCGCCGCUACCUCAGGACACGGGAGGACACGGUGCGGCAGAUCGUGGCCGGCCUGACGGGCGACGCGGAAGGCUCGGGGGACCUGGCCCACGAGCUGUCCAAGGCCGACCCCGUCACCCUGGACAACGGCCAGGAGAGCGACGACGACCUCUCGGACCCCGAAGACUGGGUGCCCGACCCCGUGGACGCCGACCCAGGAAAGGCGAGCUCCAAGCGGCGGUCGUCGGACAUCGUCAGCCUGCUGGUCAGCAUCUACGGCAGCAAGGACCUCUUCGUCAACGAGUACCGUGCCCUGCUGGCCGACCGGCUCCUCCACCGCUUCAGCUACAGCGCCGAGAGGGAAAUCCGCAACGUGGAGCUGUUGAAACUCCGUUUCGGGGAGGCCCAGAUGCACUACUGUGAGGUCAUGCUGAAGGACAUGGCCGACUCCAGGCGCAUCAACGCCAACGUCCGCGACGAGGAGGAGAAGCUGCCCGAGGAAGAGCGCCCCGCCUUCCCGCUGAUGGCCGUCAUCCUGUCCAGCGAGUUCUGGCCGCCCCUCAAGGAGGAGAAGCUGGAGCUCCCGGAGCAGAUCACGGAGGCCAUGGAGGCCUACUCCAAGAAGUACGAGAAGCUGAAGGCCAUGAGGACCCUCAACUGGAAGCACCACUUGGGACUUGUGACCCUGGACGUGACGCUGGCCGAUCGCACCCUCUCCCUGUCGGUGUCUCCCGUCCACGCCGCCAUCUUGCUGCACUUCGAGAACAAGAGCAGCUGGGCCCUGGAAGAGCUGAGCGAGGUGCUGAAGGUGCCCACGGCGUCCCUGCGGCGGAAGAUGGCCCUGUGGCUGCAGCAGGGCGUGCUCCGCGAGGACCCGGCGGGCACCUUCUCCGUGGUGGAGGAGGAGCCGCCCCGGGACCGGGCCGACAAGGUGGUGCUCAUCGACAGCGACGAGGAGGGCGACUCCGCCAUGGCGUCCCAGGCCGACCAGAAGGAGGAGGAGCUGCAGCUCUUCUGGACGUACAUCCAGGCCAUGCUGACCAACCUGGAGAGCCUGACGCUGGAGCGGAUCCACAGCAUGCUCAAGAUGUUCGUCAUGACCGGGCCCAUGGUCACCGAGAUCGACCUGCAGGAGCUGCAGGUCUUCCUGCAGAAGAAGGUGCGCGACCAGCACCUCAUCUUCUCGGGAGGCGUCUACCGGCUGCCCAAGAGCUGCAGCUAGUCCGGGGCGGCCGGGGGGACCCCCUCCUCCCCCUUCCGGGGACCCACCCUCCCUCCGGUCGCAGGCGGACGGCGUCCGGGCCUCUCCACGGUCGGAGGCGGGCGACGCCGUGGACGAUGACCCGGGGUGGGGGCGGGGGGGCCUCGCGGGGAAGGGGCCUCUCGAAGACCCUCCGGACCCGGUGACUCUUCCUCCUCCUCCCCCGGCCCCUAAAGCCUCUCCCAGACGCCUCUUCCGGCGUGGAACUUUGUAAAAUACCGUAAUUUAUGCCCGAGGCAGGAAAACUCCAUUUCGCGCGGGUGCGGGGUAAGCGUUCUUUCGUGAAGGGAGAAAAAACACCUACGGGCCGAGCGCCGGUUCCGCCUCGGGUCAGCGUCAGGUCCUGUCAUAGCUCAGUAUUGGCGGGCGCCCCGUAAUAAAACCUCAUCUGGUUGGAGGACAGAGAAGCAGCAUCCGCACACGGGCGUCCCGGCCUUCCGAUUCACUCCUCCGA